Molecule: messenger RNA, 628 nt
Organism: Penaeus chinensis
Lineage: Eukaryota; Metazoa; Arthropoda; Malacostraca; Decapoda; Penaeidae
Product: histidine-rich protein PFHRP-II-like
Exons: 2
Coding region: 8-484 (158 amino acids)
Cellular component (GO): extracellular matrix
Source: RefSeq, a predicted model, not a curated record
UCUGGUCAUGGUGGCCGCGGCGAUGGCCAAACCUGCGCAAUUGGGCCAUGGCCAUGGCAUCAACGUCCACCAUGCGGGCACCCACCAUCAUGGUGUGGACGUUCACCAUGGACCCCCGAUCUACACUCCCGCCAGUCACCAUGGAGGCGUAGCUCACCAUACCGUCGAGGUCCACCACGAAGCCGCCGUUGUGCCUGUUCCCGUCGUCAAACCUGUUCCAGUGGUUCACCCCGUCCCUGUCCCUGUGCACCCGAGCGCCCCAGCUCACUACAGCUUCAACUACGGCGUUCAGGAUGACUACAAGGGCACCAACUUCGGCCACGCGGAGUCUCGCGACGGCUACAAGACGGAGGGCGUGUACUACGUGCACCUCCCCGACGGGCGCCUCCAGACGGUCAAGUACUACGCGGACGAGCACGGCUUCCACCCUGAAGUCAGCUACAAGGGCGUCGCACACCACGACACCGGACUUGUACACCACUAAGACCCUUUUUUUUUUCGUUGGAAUUCGUUCGUGUUUUCCAAGUAUUCGCUCUUCAUUUCACAGGUUCUCGAUCACCGUGUAAAUUGUACUUAUACUACUACAUUUUCUUGACUUUUCCCUUCUGAUAUUGUACAGUAUAUAAGA